AUGAUCAGACACUUGCGCUGGAUUAUUUACGGCGAGCAUGUGAAACUGGAAUUUAUCAAGCAACUAUCGACCGUACUUUCAACACCAUCAUACGCCAGUUUUGUACGUCAAGCAGCUGGUUUACAGCUCAAAAAUGUCUUAGUUGCGAAAGAAGAGGCUACGAAAACUCAAUAUCUCAAAAGAUGGCUUGCAUUGCCUGUAGACGUGCGUGAAUUCGUGAAACAAAAUGUUGUGCAGACGCUUGGUACGGAGCAAUUUAGGCCAUCGGUUGCAGCGCAAUGUGUUGCAGCAAUAGCAUGUGCUGAAAUUCCCGAAGAGUUAUGGCCGAAUAUCAUAGAUCAUUUGAAAAAUAAUGUGAUAUCGAGUAACAAUGAAGUUUUACGAGAGUCUUCCUUGGAGGCAUUAGGCUAUAUUUGUCAAGAUAUUUCUGGGACAAAGCUAGAAUCACAGGCUAAUCUCAUUCUAACAGCCAUUGUACAUGGAUUGCGAAAAGAUGAACCCUCAAAUCACAUUCGUCUUGCAGCAGCUAAUGCUAUGAUGAAUUCACUGGAAUUUACAAAAGAAAAUUUCAACAGAGAAGUUUGUUCUUGGUUUUUUUUCCAGUGGUAG
This is a messenger RNA of Gongylonema pulchrum, 609 nucleotides long. The record is from the annotation of a GenBank genome assembly. Lineage: Eukaryota; Metazoa; Nematoda; Chromadorea; Rhabditida; Gongylonematidae.